This is a messenger RNA of Argentina anserina (silverweed cinquefoil), 1496 nucleotides long. RefSeq names its product 26S proteasome regulatory subunit 6A homolog. Bases 44 to 1318 code for a protein of 424 amino acids. Gene Ontology annotation, biological process: proteasome-mediated ubiquitin-dependent protein catabolic process. The transcript has 10 exons. Gene Ontology annotation, molecular function: proteasome-activating activity; ATP hydrolysis activity; ATP binding. Gene Ontology annotation, cellular component: proteasome regulatory particle, base subcomplex. NCBI's taxonomy places the organism in Eukaryota, Viridiplantae, Streptophyta, Magnoliopsida, Rosales, Rosaceae. The record is from RefSeq and is a predicted model, not a curated record.
CUUCUCUCACUCACUCCAUCAAAAAACUAAUCGGAGUCCGGAUAUGGCGACCAACAUGGCGGUCGACGACACGAGCUUCGAGGACGAGCAGCUCGCCGCCAUGACCACCGACGACAUUGUCAGAGCCACUCGUCUUCUCGACAACGAGAUCCGUAUUCUUAAGGAAGAAUUGCAAAGAACAAACAUGGAGCUGGAUUCGUACAAAGAAAAGAUAAAGGAGAAUCAGGAAAAGAUUAAGCUCAAUAAGCAGUUACCCUACUUGGUCGGCAACAUUGUUGAGAUAUUAGAAAUGAAUCCAGAAGAUGAAGCUGAGGAAGACGGUGCAAACAUUGAUCUUGACUCACAAAGAAAGGGCAAGUGUGUUGUUCUGAAAACAUCUACUCGUCAGACAAUCUUUCUGCCUGUCGUUGGGCUUGUUGAUCCCGAUAAAUUAAAGCCUGGAGAUCUUGUUGGUGUGAACAAAGAUAGUUACCUGAUCUUGGAUACUCUGCCGUCUGAGUAUGAUUCCAGAGUGAAGGCUAUGGAGGUUGAUGAGAAACCCACUGAAGAUUACAAUGAUAUUGGAGGCUUAGAGAAACAGAUUCAAGAACUGGUUGAGGCGAUUGUUUUACCCAUGACCCACAAGGAGCGUUUUCAGAAAUUAGGGGUUCGCCCACCGAAGGGAGUACUUUUGUAUGGACCUCCUGGAACUGGUAAAACAUUAAUGGCCCGGGCCUGUGCCGCUCAAACAAAUGCCACUUUUCUGAAACUUGCAGGCCCACAACUGGUUCAGAUGUUCAUUGGGGAUGGAGCAAAACUUGUUCGCGAUGCCUUUCAACUUGCCAAAGAGAAAUCUCCUUGCAUCAUUUUCAUAGAUGAAAUUGAUGCAAUUGGCACAAAGCGGUUUGAUAGUGAAGUGAGUGGUGAUAGGGAGGUGCAGCGUACCAUGCUUGAAUUACUAAAUCAACUUGAUGGCUUCAGUAGUGAUGAUCGGAUAAAGGUGAUAGCAGCAACAAAUCGUGCUGACAUCCUUGACCCUGCACUUAUGCGUUCUGGUCGAUUGGAUCGUAAAAUUGAGUUUCCACAUCCCACUGAGGAAGCAAGAGCUCGGAUUCUGCAGAUUCACUCUAGGAAGAUGAAUGUUCACCCAGACGUCAAUUUUGAAGAGUUAGCUCGCUCUACUGAUGAUUUUAAUGGUGCACAACUAAAAGCAGUUUGUGUGGAGGCAGGCAUGCUAGCCCUUCGCCGUGAUGCAACUGAGGUAAACCACGAAGAUUUCAAUGAAGGUAUUAUACAAGUUCAAGCAAAGAAAAAGGCCAGCCUAAACUAUUAUGCAUAGACUGAUAGACUCAAUCUUUGCAUUUGAGAAUGAAAGGGCAGUUAACCUUUGAGCAAAAAGCAUGUCUGAAUCAUGUUACCAGAUGCUUCCUAUAUACUGAACAUGCAAUUUAUCUUCAUCGUAUGGUUUUCUGUUUGUUUUGUAGCAUGAUGAAAUUAAAUCAACCUUUGCACUUGCA